AUGGUGUCUGUCGAGGCCUUUGCGCCGCUUUACAGCGACUACCUCCCGGCCCUCCUCACCCCGGUCCACGGCCUCUUCUGCCCCAUUGGUGUGCUUGAUGUGUACGGUGCGAUCCGUCUCAGCGUCGCCGUCAACUGGAUCGCAAGCGAUACCAAGGGCAAGCCCCGUGCGAGCGCCCUCCAGGAGCUGUUCGGCAUCAUGGUCGUGCUCUACGGCGGCGAGACCUUCAUCGGAUGCUGCACUGGCCAGCCCCCCAGCUGGCUCAUCAACCCCAGCCUCGGCCUCGUCUUUGGCGCUAUCCACCUCCUCCUCACCCGCACUCCUCUCCACGGCCUCCUCCCAACCAAGCCCAGCUUUGGCACCGAGCUCGCCCUCGCCGUCCCCGACGCUAUCGGUCGUACCCUCCUGCUGACCCGCUUCUCCGUCGUGCCCCUCCUGCACCCGACCUCGCCCAAGACCCUCCCCGCGACCCCCAGCACGCUCCUGCUCGUCCCCUUCAUCAUGGCCGUGCCCUUUGCCGCUGUCGUCUUUUCGGGUACGCAGCUGUUCUCGCCGGCCAUCACGCUGCAGACCCCCAACGAGCUGCGCCCCUGGGGCUGGACUGCGCUGGACGCAUGGAUCCCCUUUGUGCUGCCCUCGCUGUUCCUCUCGCUCAUCGCCCCCGUCAAGGGCUGGCCUUUCAGCCUCGGCACCGACUACUCCGAGGACGCGGCCAUUGUGGUCUGUGCGGCGUUGAACAUUGUCUUCUUCGUCUCGCGCGCGUACUACAACCACGCGCCCAAGGCUGCCAAGUCGCCCAAGGCCAAGAAGGUCAAGAAGCAGUAG
Apiotrichum porosum is the source of this 825-nucleotide messenger RNA. RefSeq lists its product as uncharacterized. Lineage: Eukaryota; Fungi; Basidiomycota; Tremellomycetes; Trichosporonales; Trichosporonaceae. The record is from RefSeq and is a predicted model, not a curated record. The transcript is spliced from 3 exons. The coding region runs from base 1 to 825 and encodes 274 amino acids.